UAGAAAAUGAAGCAAUGUUAGUUUUAAUAUUAAAUUUAGAAAUACUACAUAAACUUCAGGCUCAUCCUUCCGACACCAGACAUGUUCUCAGACGGCCGCUGGAGGGAGACAGGAUCCAGAGCUUUCACCACACUGAGGAGCUGGUUUGGGUUUCUGUCUGUCUGCAUGUUGCUACGGACUGAGAGCAACUCUUUAACCCCGUGCUAUGAUUGUAGCUGGAUAAUCAGUCUUCACCGCCGUUUUCCUCUUUGUGAAGGAUCUUUAUAUUUCCAUCUAAAACACGGGUACCUCACAGCUGCCGGUCUGUCAACACACGGAGGAAAUUAAAGCCCGUAAUGUUCAAUCCGCACAUCCAUCAGCAGCAGCAGCAGCAACAGCAGCAACAGUUUCACCAGCACCUGCGGCAGCUACAGCAACUUUUCCAGCAGCAGCCUCCUCCUCCGCCACCGCCGCAGCCUCCUCCGGGGCAUCAUGUCGCCCAUCACCACCACCAGACACCGCGAGCGAUUCCUGUGCCUCCCCAGACAGCCCCUCCUCCCAGGAUGGUCAACCUGUGCCAGGCGACCCAGACUACCAUCAUCGCCCCCAAUCCCAUGCUGCAGGGGGCCUUACUGAUGCAGCAGAUGCAGGGUAACAUGCGGGGCUUCGCGAUGGGUGGACAGCAGUUCCGUCAGUUCUUCACAGCUGGAGCCAGGUCGUCUCUGCUCGGGCCGGUUCCCAUGGGCAUAGCCCUCAAGUCCCCCAUCAUGGGUUUCCCAUCUGCUCGACCUUUCCACCCACAUGCUCGCUACUACAACAACAACAACGCCACCACCACCACAGCCUCUUCCUCCUCCUCCUCCUCUUCUUCCACCUCUACCACAGACGCUGCGUCUCGCCAGCCAGACAGGAAGAGGGACAGCAAGCAGAUGGCAGUAGGGAGCAGCGAUGACCAACCAGCAGCUAGCAGUUCCAGUGAGACUGGUGAUAAGAUUGAAACAGAUGGUGCUGCAGGAGGAGUGGAUGGAGCCACGCAGCCCUCUGAAGAGCAACUUGAAGAACCUGCAGUGAAGAAGCAGAGGACGGAGGAGUCAGAGGAGCCUAAAGAACAGUGUGUGGUUGAGGCAAUCACUAUUGCAGACACAGACGAGGGCGUUCUCUCUCCAGAGUGUAACAGCAACACGGACGACAGCCACCCUGAUGACUGCAUGAUUCUGGAGGAAGGAGGCUCCACGGCGGGAUCGGAUGCUGUUGAGUUGCUGGAGGAGAGCACUGCUGCUGAGGUGCACAGCUUUUCGUCUGCCCCGUCACUAUCUGGCAGGCUGAGUGAAGACAGCCACCAGGUUACCUUACCCCCGGAGGAGAUGCCACAGGGCAAAGAUGCUCCUUUAGCUUCACCAGAUCACCAGGAAGAAGAAGAGGAGGCUGAGGCGGAGGGCGAGGCGGAGGGCGCCAACAAGUUCUACUGCUACCUCUGCAGCAUCACCUGCCACAACCAGCAAAACUUCAGGAGUCACAUGAACAGCGUUUCCCACCAGCAGAGGAUGAUGGAGAUUCAGCACAUGAGCAACGCCUGCCUGGUUACGCUGCUGCCACGAGUACAGGAGACUCUACAGGGAGCGAGCAAAGAUGGGGAGAAAAAAGCAGAUUUGCAGCGUUGGUGCGCCACAUGUCACACCCACUUCACCAGUAGCAUCAUGGACCACCGUCGCACCAAGGAGCACAAACUCGCCAGUCGAACAGCCAUCUCCUCCUGCACAGUCUGCAAGAAACACUUCAGGACCUCCCAGAUUUUUGUCGAGCAUUUGCAGUCCCAGGAGCACCGACAGAAAAUGGAGAAGCUUCAGGAAAAGGAGGGCUCUGAGGCCUUGGCCAAGCUGACCACCAUGGACACAGACGGCUUUUCACUGGAAGAGGAGGAGGGCAGCGAGGUGGAAGAGGGAGAGGAUAGGCAGAGGAGUGAAGGGGACCAAGACUCCACUGACCAACAGGAUGGCUGGACCUCCCCUAAAGAAGUGACCCUAAAGGACUUGGCCAGUGAUGAGGAGUACGACUCUGACACAGUCUACGGGUCCAGUUUCUUUGUUCCAGUAGCAGGUUUUAUCUGCAGACUCUGCAACAAAUUCUACCACUUUGAAUCCUCUGCCCUGCACACCCACUGCAAAUCCCUGAAGCACUUUGAGAACCUCAAGAGGCAUAGAGCAUUGCUCAGUCAAAAGGGUGAAGCUUCCAGAGAAUCUCUCUUAGCUGAGGACAGCCUCAGGUCAGCACCAGAAACCACCACAGACUGUUUGGAUGAAAAUUCCCUCUCCCAUGACACAGGUUUAGUGACGGACCUAAACUCCAUGCAGCCUAGCAUUACACUCACCCGACUGAGCAUGCAGGCAGAAAACCAGCAACAGGAGAACCAAGCCGAACCCGACCCGACCUCACAGGACUUAAUCACCACCUCAGCGACCAGCAGUGGCAGCACAGACCAAGAACUAAGCCUCCAAAAUGAGGAGGAAGAGCCCACAUCCCAAGCCUCUGUAGUCCAGGAGAGUCCAGGUGAGCUGGCUGCUGGCAGCACAAAGGAGCCAGACUCGGAGGCAACAGCAGCAGCAGCAGCAGCAGCAGCAGCAGCUGCUAAUGAAGAGGAGGAGGAGGAGAAGGAGGAGAAGGAAGCUCCUGCUGCACGGAAAAACAACGGCACAGGGAAGACAAAAACCACAGCCAAGCGCAGGUCAGGGAGGGCCGCAAACAGACGUUGAGUCAGAGAUAAGAUGUGGAAAGAAAGGAAACCUGGUACAAUCCCAACCUAAGGACAUGAUGUGUCAGUAUAUAAAGAGGUGCUUCAUGGACCAAGAAGUGAACAGCCAUGUUGGAAAGUUUGAAUUAAACACACACCCACAAAUAGUAAGACUGCUGAUGAUGAAAUACGGUGGAACAACUGCUCUCCCAGGGUGGGAAUAAAGACCCAACAUGACGGGACAUAAAAUACAAGUUAAAAUCUUCAGUGGCUGGUAAGCCUUUUAAUUUUGGCUCCCAGUUUGAAAAUCAUGUUCUUUAGCCUGCCUGUUCCUUUCAGUGUUCAUAAAUUGGUGGAAAAAAAAUCCUUUUAUGUUGCAUUAAUUGAAACUAAUUUUCUUUUUUAGAUGAAGAGAUGCUCUUUAAAUUGGUUACCUAAUAGAAAAGCUUUUACAUGAACACACAGAUUUAAAAUCAUAGAAGCUGCACACAAAUUUGAUAUAUACAAUAUUUUAAAGGUGUAGUAUGACAUUAAUUUUCUAAACACUGGAAAGAAAAAUGAAAUGUGCUUUUUUAGGUCACAAAUUAAAAUGCUUUUUUUUUUUUUUUUACCUACUAUUACAAUCAGUGUAAUUGCUCAACUGGCUCAUCAAAAAGUUAAUUUCCCACCCUGCUGUCCUCAAGGAUCAGGAGUUAGAUGAGGGCUGAUUGUCAGUUGUUGGGGUUUUUUUUUUUGCAAAUUCUCUAGCCUAGCUAGAUGAAUGAUUGUUAACAUAAUAUAACCUUCAAGUGUAGAAGACUGUACUGAUAGUAAAGUGGAGACAUUUUCCAUAAUGCUAACCACGUAGCACACGCUUUUAGCGAGUUGAAAUGUAGAAUGUAACCAAAUUAAGUGUUCAAACAGGCGACAACUUCUGUUUUUAAAAAAGUGUUAACACAAGCAAGAUGGUACUUUGGCUUGAGUGUUGAAUCGUGCAAAAUCUUGAAUCCGAUCAUAGCUUUGUUGAUGAAGAAGAGAUUGUUCAGGGCAUUUUUUCAUCCUUUUUUUUUUUUUUUUUAAUUUCUAUACAUUUCAAGCUGAUGUUGUGUGGGGGGGGGGGGAAGUUGUCAGUAGCAGUGGCCUUCUUUAAACAGUACUGCACACAUUCUUACAGGCCUACUGCCGGUGACCGGGAAACUUUUUUUUGUGUAUCAAAGAUAUAAAAUCCCAACACAAGGUGUCAGAGCUGGAUGUAGUAGUGGACAUCUUUUGACAAAAUGUCUAAAAACCCUUUUACAUCUGCACACAGUCAUAUGGAAAGAGUACUCCAGUAUUCUUUCUCUCAAUGCGUUUCUCUCAAUGUAAAUGAGAGCAGCAGACAGCUUCAUCAACAUGCCAAGUGCAAGAAAAGGGAAGUGUUUCUACGAACAACCAGGCACUGAAUUUAAAUUACAAGCUGUCCCCGACUCCCCGGCGACUUGAAGUCUGGAAGCUUCUUUGGACAUUUACAGGCUUGUCAUGUAAGACAGGUAUAUGCUGCUUGAAGCACAAAGUUGAUUUUCCUUCUCGCUGGAUGUCAAAAUUGAGAAUUAAUUUGCGUAACAUGGCUCAUGUUACCACAUCAGUCACAUUCCCAUAGACAUUUGUCAAGUGUGCCUACAUUUAGAAAAAAAAUAGUUGCUUUCAUGUUUCCAUGGACUUAAAUUGAGCGUUCUGAGCAUUCACAGCACAAAAAUACUGUCAGAUGAUGCUUAUUUUCCUUCAAUUUACCAUUGCAUUGAUUUUUUUCCCCCCCUCAUUAAGAUAUUUGGUUGCUAUACACUGGAUAGAUGGAACCACAGUUGGUCUCAAUUUUAUGUGUGAGGAGAAACCCUAACAUGCUUGCAGGUAUUUAAAGUUGAAAAGUAUCCUUGUUAAGGUUCAACCUGUAACGUUCAGUGGACUAUCCCAGUUAUAGAUUAUAUGUAUAUAAUGUAUAACUUUGGUUCCAGCAUUUCAGCCGCCACAAGGUGUAAAUAAGGAAGUAUUACUUCCUUCUUCAUGACAAGUGUACUGUUCUGGAAACAUUUUAUCCUCCGUUAAAGAGAAGGAUAUUUAAAACCAUAAAAGACUGGUUCAACACAUGUAGCAAAUCCUGUAGUCAUUGUGGCAACCGUCACAUGAUUAAUAUCUUAAUCUGUUCUGUCUGAAGGAACGGAUCAAAUUCUAAGAUGUACAUUUUAGCUCUGAUACAGAACGGAGCAGAAGAGGGGGAAAAAAAGAUGUAAAGGAUAAUUUCAAACAAAGCUGAAUGUUUCUUAUUGUAUUUUUAUUCAGCUACUGACAAUUUGAGAUCAAAACAAGUGAUGUUUUCUAACUGCUGGAAGUUUAAUGUAUUUUUGGAUGUUUGUUUUCUGUUUGGGGGUCAUUUUAAUUUAUAUUAAAAUGUCUGACAAUUC
This is a messenger RNA of Thunnus maccoyii (southern bluefin tuna), 5124 nucleotides long. It is a transcript of the gene ciz1a, whose product is annotated as cdkn1a interacting zinc finger protein 1a. The record is from RefSeq and is a predicted model, not a curated record. NCBI's taxonomy places the organism in Eukaryota, Metazoa, Chordata, Actinopteri, Scombriformes, Scombridae. Bases 336 to 2729 code for a protein of 797 amino acids. The transcript has 16 exons. Gene Ontology annotation, molecular function: nucleic acid binding; zinc ion binding. Gene Ontology annotation, cellular component: nucleus.